Molecule: messenger RNA, 2157 nt
Organism: Schistocerca gregaria
Lineage: Eukaryota; Metazoa; Arthropoda; Insecta; Orthoptera; Acrididae
Biological process (GO): protein phosphorylation; regulation of mitotic cell cycle
Cellular component (GO): nucleus
Molecular function (GO): cyclin-dependent protein serine/threonine kinase activity; ATP binding
Source: RefSeq, a predicted model, not a curated record
AUGGCGCGCUUGAGCUCACGGCCGUACCGAGAGUUACGCUCUGAAAGAGCGAGCGAACCUGCAACGUUUGGUGGAUCUGUGUUGCGAAGCGAGCUGAUGAGGCCCGAGGGUUGCGGAGUCCUGGAAACAGAGAAAGACGAAGGGCCUUCUGGUGAUGCGAUGUCAAGUUUGCAAGAGGGUCGAUCUUCGCCGAAUGCGACAUUUGUAGCUCAUUCGAAAGCGAUCGACCUAGAUCAAAGCUGCUGGCAUGGUACGUUAAAAACUGAGCACAUUCAACAUUCCGCUCCGCAUUCUUCCAAACGUGAGCCCAUCGUCCUGCGUCUGCCAAAACAGCCCCCUCCUCUCAAUUUCGUCGCGGGUUUGUCCUCGGGUCAGACGGCUCCUUCCAAGCCUGCCCAGGGGGUGCGCCCGGUGCCGGUCCGUGCCGGCAGGUCCUCUGAAGAGCAGGAGCGUUCACAUGGGGCGGCAACGACGGACCGCGCGCUCUGCCAGGCGUCGUUGUCUGCUGCGUCCGAUCGUCCGACAGAGAGCGACCGACCCGCUCGCGCGGCUGCCUCCGGGUUGCGGUCGUCCGCGCGCGGAGCCGACGUCACAAGGCGCCGCUCCGCCAGGUCGGCCAAGGACGCCGCUCGCGCCAGGAGGUCCGUCUCUCCUCUUUUUUCUGAUUCGGACAGAAGCAGAAAGCGACAUCGCGACGACCGCCCGGUUUCCGGUUCCGGCGCCGAUCGCUCGCCCCGCCGCGCCCGACACCGCGAGCCGCUCCCCUCGCUCCCCGACACGGCCCGAGAUCCCGCGCCGCCCGCCCUGCCUCCCGACGGCCGCGACCACACGCUCUGCGCGCCGAAGGACCCGCCCCCGGUUCAAUUCAACCAGUACGGGAUCCGAAGCGUGCACAACUUCAAAAUCAUCAAGAGCAUCUCCGAAGGGGCCUACGGCGUCGUUUACAAGGCCAGAGACAUGCAGACCGACGAGAUCGUCGCUUUGAAAUACGUCAAAAUCGACCCCGCUAAGUUGCCCGAAGUCGGCUUUCCCAUAUCCAGCAUCCGCGAAAUCCGCGCCCUCUCUCAGUUCAGCCACCCGCGCAUCAUCCGUCUCCGAGAAGUCGUCGCCAACACCAGCGGGACCAAGUUCUACCUCGUCUUGGACUACGUCGACUACGACCUGAACCAGCUCCUCACCCGAAUCCGCCCCAAGUUCUCGCUUGCGGGCAUCAAAUCGCUCGUGUUUCAGCUUCUCGAGGCCGUUCGUUACCUGCACCUCUCCUCCGUCACUCACCGCGACAUCAAGUCCUCCAACAUCCUGAUAAGCCAGUUCGGCCAGCUCUACCUCGCCGACUUCGGGCCUGACCAAGGAGUACUUCACCAAGGCGGCGUGCCCCUCACGCCCAACGUCGUCACCAUCGGCUACCGCGCCCCGGAGCUCGUCUUCGGCGCCAAGGACUACACGCCCUCCAUAGAUAUCUGGAGCGUCGGCUGCAUCAUGGCCGAGAUGAUCCUCGGCAGACCGCUCAUCGACGUCAAGACCGAAAUCGACCAACUCACCAGGAUGACCGAAAUUUUCGGCACGCCCAAUUCUCAGAACUACGGCAAAGGGGUCAGCGGCCUGCGAAUCCUGCAACGUCUCAACUUGAAGCCGCAGCCCCACAACAACCUGCGCUCCAUCUUUCCAGACCUCGACGCGCAGGGCUUCGACCUCCUCUCUCGGAUGCUGUGCUACAACCCGUCCCAACGGAUCACGUCCGAAGAAGCGCUCAACACAACGCGAGACAGAUGUGGUUCAAGGUUCAACCCUACCCCGACCCGCCCCAACUCACCAACUUCGAGUGCUCCUCUCCCCGCAGCCGCGUCUCCCCGCAGCUUUCCCCCCCUACCCCCCUCGCUGCGGCCAAGCCCGCCCGCGCCCCCGAGCCCCAGACCCAGCUACGACCGACACCUCCACGACCACCCCACCUCCACCAAACACCUCAAACGACUCGAUCCGCACAAAUCCGACAUCCACGACCGCCCAACCAGCUCCAGCCACCCAUCGCCCAACCACCGCAACCCCUCUCUCUGGCACCGAUCCGACCGCAACGACAAAACCAACCCGGACACCCGCACUCACCAAAAGGCAUUCAAGAGAACCACCGCACCACCGCCGCUCCGACCGCACCGCUGA